Molecule: messenger RNA, 2871 nt
Organism: Cetraspora pellucida
Lineage: Eukaryota; Fungi; Glomeromycota; Glomeromycetes; Diversisporales; Gigasporaceae
Source: the annotation of a GenBank genome assembly
AUGGAAACAUACGAUCAUCUUAUCAAAUAUAAUGAUGACGACUCUUCUGUCAGUGUUCCCUUCGGACGUGCUGCGGAAUAUUAUAUUUCGAAGCAUCCUUUAUUAAAAAAUAUUCGACUAAAGGCUCGUAGUCGUCUAAGAACACCUCAACUUAUAAAAGAAGGAAUUAUUACCUUGAAAAGAGUCGAAGGUGCUGUUGACUUUGUGGAAUGGACUACAUCUAACGGAAACACAAAAUCAACCAAUCGCAUUGAUGAUGUCAUUGAACUUACUCCAAAAGGAAACGAAUUAGUUGAAAAGAUUUCUUCUGGAAAGGCUAAAGACAAGCUUUGCUGGUCUUGGGUUAUGUAUUGUGCGGGAGACGGAAAUACAUGUCAACAUUUGUGCGGGGGGAUUGGAAAAUGUAACCCAGAUUGCCCAAAUGUUAAUUUACCGAACAAUCUAAAAAAUAGCAAUGAUAGACAUCGUUGUCGAUUACGUGUUGUCUCGGAGUCGCGUCUUUCCUGGAUAAAUACUCCGCAUCAAUUGAGAAUUAAGAUUGACGGAUGGCAUAUUCCUCCUAAUGCUCUCGUUGUUCAUUCACCACAAGUUACGCGAGUCAAUCUUACACGGUCAGCACGUGACCAAAUUAUUAUAAGUCGUCGAGCGGACCGCUGGACAGCAGAUGAUGUAAAGACAAAGAUAUUGGUAUCGAAAAAAGGUGCCACUGAAGCUGAUCUCAAUCAAGAUGUGGUUAAAAAUCGUGAUAUUUGUAAUAGCAAACAACUUAAACGAUUAAUUGUACGAGACGAUCGUAGAGUUAAGGACAAUUCUGGUCCUUGGACAGUUCUCCAACAUUACAUUCAAGAUGUUUUGAAACCACGAGGUCAUGUAUUAUACUAUCAGAAUCCUAACCUUUCUGCUGAGGAAAAUUCUCCUGAUCGUUAUUACCAACUCAUUGUAUCGGAUGAUUUAUGGUUGAAUAAUGGUAGAGAUUUUGGACAACAUUUCUUCUGUAUUGAUGGAAACAAUGGCCUAAAUAUGGAUCGUGCGACAGUCCUUACUAUGGUGAUUGAAACAAAAUCUGGACAUCUUACACCAUUGGCAUUUGCCCUAAGUAAUGGUGAUGAUAAAAUACCAGUGCGAGUUGCAAUUUCUGCAAUUAAGGCAAACCUUCCGUGUAAUAAAUCGGAUUGCAGUCAUGCUUGGUAUUAUGAGGACUUGCCUAAUAACAAAGGUUUUCGACGAAUUCGUGAAUGUUCAUCUAUAAACCCUUGGAAUCCUAUAGCAAUGAUCGAUCAACAUGUACCAAUAAUGCAUGAAAUUGAAAAUGAAGUUCGUGGUACUAUUCUUUCUUGGACACAUAUAAUGUUGAAAUUAGCGGAGAAAUUUAAAACAUGGGAUGUACCAAAAUUGUUAAGAUAUCCAAUCGCAAUGGGUUUCAAAAUAAUUGGAAGAAGUCGUUCAGACGAAGAAGCUGAUGAUUUGAUGAAAUUAUUUAAAAAUUUUAUAGACGCGUUGGCGAUUGGUCCUGAACAAAAGUCUCUUAUAAAGGAUGAAUUGGAAAACAAUUGGAUGAAUGAUGAGUGGCGUAAUAAAAUUAUUGAUUGCGGGCGUAUAUUCGAUGACCUCUUAGAUGAGAAACCAAUGACAUCUAAUAACUUGACAGAAAUAAUCAGUCGUAAAGUAGAAGCCCAACUUGAUGGCAAAAUGACACCAUUAGCAUUCCUCGAACGACUUUUUGGAGUAAAGCUGCGAAGAGAUAGUUUACAUGCUGAUGAUGCGCCUGUAGAACAGUCUGAUCAAACAAGCUUAGUCGCACUCCUUAAUGCGCAAUCAAUAGCACAGCAAGAUCAAUCGGAACAAGCUUUACCUAAUGACAUUCAGUGUCACCUGAACCUUGGACGCCUUUAUUUCCUUUAUAAUAUUGUCGAGCCAGCAGAAGAAACAAACUAUUACUAUGUUAAAAGAAUAAAUGAAGCAUCACUAACUUUUACAUCACCGUACGAUGGUAAACAAAUACAACUGGAUGCUAAUGCUAUGGAGAGUUUGAAACCAAUGAUUAAUAGUUUUACUAAUCGUCAAGGCGUGGUAGAGCGCCAAGGUUAUUAUAUAGUCAACAUAAAAACUGGUGAAUGUUCCAUGUGCCUCGAUUUUAUCUGGCACGGAAGAUUCCGUAGUGUAUGCAAACACUGUCAUGCAGCACGUAUAUUUGCAGAGGGACAGCAGUUAGGUGACUUCUCUCAAAUCAUAAAAGAGACAAAGCAGAGAUUGGUCGAUUAUUUCAGAUCGAGAGAGGACAUUUCUCAACAACAGCGUAACAUUAUCAUCUCCCAAGGCUCUAUAGAAGAAGCCUAUUUAGAAAUUGUCCGAUUAUUUAGUAUUAGUGGGGAUAAAAUCUUUGAUCCCCCUGCGUCCAAAGAUUUUUGUAGGGAUCCUUUACGUAAUUUCAAAUCAAAGAGGAGAAACUCUGUUAAACCUAAUGGGCCAUCGAAGCCGAAUAAACGAGUGCGUACGAAGGAAAUAAAUAUAGGUCAACAAAUUGAAUUUUCAGAUACACAAGCGCCCCUUGAAGAGAUGAUUAAUGAAUCGAUUUAUAUAAAUUCAUCUUUAAAUAUAUCAAACCAGUUAUCGCAAACUGAUAUAUGUCCAGAGGAACCAAAUAAAACAUUAAAACAUUGGAGUUAUAGAUGUCUCAGAGAAAUGGAAACUCAUCUUGCAAAUAUUUGUCCUGAAGUUCCUAUAGAAAUAAAAGUAUAUUGGCAAGAAUUGUUUUUAAAUAAAAUUAUUAAUUAUAAACAGAUCAAAAGUUCAAAUCAAAGACAAUUAAAUCAAUAUGAAUUGCCAUUAUAUGAGCAAAAUGAAAUUGACAAAGCUUUUUUAAAAGCAUGA